Messenger RNA from Drosophila subpulchrella, 1653 nucleotides. RefSeq names its product splicing factor ESS-2 homolog (gene Es2). NCBI's taxonomy places the organism in Eukaryota, Metazoa, Arthropoda, Insecta, Diptera, Drosophilidae. The transcript has 2 exons. Bases 92 to 1600 code for a protein of 502 amino acids. The record is from RefSeq and is a predicted model, not a curated record. Gene Ontology annotation, cellular component: catalytic step 2 spliceosome.
CAACGGUCACACCACACUGACAAAAAAAAAAGUUUCCAUUUUGAUAUCAAAACAAAACAGCUUUUCGUAGAAAAGCCCAUAUUACACGGCGAUGAACGCAACGCCAGGUACACCUGCCACACCGGGAACGCCCGGAACUCCCGGCAGCUUGGCCAUGGAAGUGGCCCGCGUCCAGAAUUCGGCGCUGGCCGAGUUCAAGAAGCCCACGGCGUUGGUGCGCCACAAGAACAAGCCGAAGAUCCUCACGGAGGAGAAGUACAUCGAGGAGAUGUCCAAGAUCAUCCAGCGCGACUUCUUCCCGGACCUGGAGCGACUGCGGGCCCAGAACGACUACCUGGACGCGGAGUCGCGGCGGGACUUUGUCCAAAUGGCCGAGAUUCGGGAGCGCUACAGUCUGGGCAGGAUCCCCGGAACGGGAAGAAGCGCCAGUCGGAGGAACAAUCAGCGGAACACUGCCAUGUCCCCGGCCACAUUUGAGACGCCAGUUAGCCAUGCCGGCGGCAGCAAUACUCCAUUGCCCAAUUCCCGGGCCACAGACACCCCCUUUUCCACAACCAGCUCAGAGAAGAGCGGCGCCGAGGGCGGGGACUCCACCUCAAAGCUCUCCCUCGACGCCUUUCUGCAGAACUACACCAGCGAGGAUAACCAGAGCUUCCAGGAGAUUAUCGAAACGGCGGAGGCCAAGCUGCGCCAGAAGUACGCCGUGCUAUACAACCACGAGAAACUCUCCGCCGAACAACUGCAGCGCGCCCUAAUGCUGCCCAGCAUAGAAAAACAAUUUGAAGAACCAGAUCCGCUGCGGAAGAUCGAAACCUGGAACUACACCAACAUGAACUCGAUUAUGUAUGUGCCCGAUGGCGUGGAAUAUACGGAGGAGGAGCGUGUCCAGCUGGCGGAGCGUAAGCAAAGUAUUCAGCACAAUGCCACCAGGCUGCCAGAUGAAGCCCAACACCAAGAAAUGGAGGGCAAGAAGUCCGAUGAAGUGCCCGCCAAUGGGACCAGUGAAUCCACGGCCACUCCCAAGAUACGCGGAUUCGAUCUUCUGCGUUCACCCUCACCACGACCCGGAGAGGCCUUCUCGCCCAUCAUGACCUGGGGUGAGAUCGAUGGCACUCCAUUUCGCCUGGACGGAGGAGAUACCCCCUUGCGGCCCACCCAGGGACCCUCGUUCCGGAUUAAUGAGAACUCUAGGCGCGAAACCAUCGCCAUCGCCUUGGCCGAGAAAGUCAGCGAGAAGAUGCGCAAUCAGAAGCAAAUGGCUUUGGAUACGGCGCGUCGAAAUAUUGGCUCCCCACUGAUACGCACCAAUAUGGAACGUCUGGCCAGCAUGUCGCCGGCAGCCCAAUUGCUGGCCACGGGGAAGCUGGGUCUCCGAGGAACGCCCAGAUUAUUGCACACACCAUCUCCGCUGAGCGCCAGGAAGCGCAAAAUAACGCCCGGAGUUGUGAGGAACACCCACACGCCACUGGGACAACCGAAACAGCAGCCGGGCAGGGUCAGCACUCCAGUCAAGAGCUCCACCAUUGAUACGGGCUCCACGCUCACGGAUGAUCUGCUCAAGAUACCCACAAAGCGACGCUCUGCAGCUGAUUUCUUUUAGCACAUACUGCCUACCUGUUUCAUGUUUAGUUUCAAUACAAUACCUCAUAAUCU